AUGCUGUUUCCCAAGAAGAAACAGCGCCAUCAUAGUGUGGAUCUAACGCAGAAAGCUAAAGAUGAUUCCCUGUUGGCAGCAAAAUUAAUGUUCGAAAAACAUUCAGGAAAUGCAACUACAAAUAAUAAUAGUAACACUAAUCACAAUACCAUACAUGAAAUUUACGAUCAAUCAAAACAAUUAAAACAACCAAAACCGGUACGGGUAAUACAAAGUCAUAAAGUUUCCCCAAUUCGUCCUGGUAAUCUGGAUGCCAACAAUAAAAGAGAAAAACCGAAAAUUAUCGUUUCUGUGUCCCCAAUUGAGAACACUAACUCUCCUAUUAAUAGAAAGCAAAGUUCAUCUCAAGAGUCUCAUCUAUCGAAAAGGACGUCGAUAUCAUCGGCUUCAAUUAAACCCAAUGUACAGAUUAAUCAACAGAUUAAACAAAACCCGCCUAAUGCAGCUAAACAGGCCGCCGCCAAAGCUGCUGCUGCAAUUGCCCACGCAAGUUUGACAGACAUGGAACGUGAAUGGGAUCUCCCACUACUGAAGUCCCCAGAACAUUUUCACCCAAGCUCAAAUGAAAGCAAUUCUACUUCACCAUUGUAUUUAUCGAAAUCUCCAAUUUCAUUGCAGGUUAAUACAAAACCUCAGAGACCAAGCUUUUCUAAAAAGAGAAACUCAUCGGUAACAAGCAUUCAAUUGAUGAAUUUAAAAGGUAAUAUUGCACAAAGUGGUAGCCUAUCAAUAAACAAUAAGGCACUAAAGAACAGAGCUCCCUCUCAAGAAAGUAUACCGUCAUUAGCAACAUCCCCUAAUAUUAAUCAACUAUAUUCUUCUGUAUCGGUUAAUUCUUUUGACAGGAAUUCAUCCUCCAAAGCUUUUGAACCAAAACCUAUCGGUGAACCAUUGUCUAAACUUGCUGUCAAACCCGAGAACCCUACUAUCAUCUCAAAUAGCAAUGAAGACAUAUGUUCUGAUAAUGACGACUAUAUAGACCCUACGAUUGAAAAAUUAGCUUCAUUUGAAAUGAACUAUGAAAAGCCUACCCCAGUAAGCAGUAAAAAUGAUCUUCAGUGCAUGUCGUUAUCUUCUGCAUUAGAAUCAUCUUCUUCAAUCGCCUCAUUCAAUGACAAUGAUAAUUAUGAUUAUGCAGGAAGCAUUGUAUCAGAGAUAGAGAAGAAUAAAAGUGAUCACCUUGAAAAAUUCGACUCUGAUGAAACAAGUGAGUCGCCAUUAAUGAUGGUUGCGACCAAUUCUAAUAACAUCCAUCCUAUUCCAACAUCACCAUUAUUGGGAAUGUCCAAGUCAUAUUCAACAACAUCCUUUGUUACCCCAGCAACAACUGGAGAACCUGUUGAAUUUAUUACAACAUAUAGUGCAUUAAACAAAUUAAACAAUAGUGUCACAUAUCAGGGAACUUUACCUAACCUAAUUGCUAAUCAUGUUAGAAAAUCUAAAUUAGACAAAUUAAGAAAUAAAUUUUUCAAGGGGACAUCUGCUAAAAAUAAUUCAAAUGUCAACAGCAGUCAAUUAAGCAUACCUGUAUCAAGCAUAACUGAAGAUGAAGAAGGUCGAGCUGUUGUCAGAACUGCCCAAAAUCUAAGAUUUAAGACAACUAUGCGUAAAAAGGGCCAAGGAAUUGAUGAUGAUGUAACUAUUAAUGAUCAGUAUGAUGGAUUCGGUAAUCUAAUUGAUGAUCUUGGAUAUGAUUCGGAUGAUUCAAUAGACGAUACAAAAGAUAAAAACAGUUCAGAGAGUUUAAAUGCUGUAUUUUUGAAGAAGAUAAGAAAAAGAGAUAAAUUGAAAGAGAAGCUAAAGCAUACAGCUUCUUCUGUACCACUGCAUUAUUCUCAUAGUCAUAGCCAUAGCAAAAUGUUCAAUGAGGACAAGCCAUGGAAGUCACAUCAAGAUUUCAGUUUUAUUACUGAGAAUGAAAGGAAACGAUACGAGAGUAUGUGGGUUAGUAAUAGAUACUUAUACCUCGAUCUACUUCCUUGGUGGUCUAAUAUAUUCAGAAACACAGAAGGGCCAGAUAUGGAUGGUGAUGUUAGUAUACCUGACUUACCAGAAGAUGGUUUGAUUUUGAAUUUAGUAGCCAAGGAUAUUUGGGAAAGAUCAUUACUUUCCAAUGACUUACUAAACAAGAUAUACGAGUUAGUUGAUACACGGAAAGACGGUACAUUAGAUAGAAAAUCAUUUAUUGUUGGCAUGUGGUUAGUAGAUCAAUGUUUGUAUGGACGUAAAUUGCCUAAGUAUAUCGAUCAAACAGUAUGGGAAAGUGUUGAUCGAUAUCUGGUUAACGUGAUGCAUUCAGCUACACGCAAAGCCAUUGAUAAGAAUAAAAAGAGACAGAUUAAAGAAGAAAUGAAAUUAAUCAAGAAAGAACAGAAAAAUAUUCAUGCAUAG
This is a messenger RNA of Vanderwaltozyma polyspora DSM 70294, 2391 nucleotides long. RefSeq lists its product as uncharacterized. The record is from RefSeq and is a predicted model, not a curated record. The transcript has a single exon. Lineage: Eukaryota; Fungi; Ascomycota; Saccharomycetes; Saccharomycetales; Saccharomycetaceae. Gene Ontology annotation, molecular function: protein binding. The coding region runs from base 1 to 2391 and encodes 796 amino acids.